This is a messenger RNA of Suillus plorans, 705 nucleotides long. RefSeq lists its product as uncharacterized. The transcript has 2 exons. NCBI's taxonomy places the organism in Eukaryota, Fungi, Basidiomycota, Agaricomycetes, Boletales, Suillaceae. The record is from RefSeq and is a predicted model, not a curated record. Bases 1 to 705 code for a protein of 234 amino acids.
AUGACCGACUCUCAUAGCGAUUCCUCCAUCGAAAUCAUAAGCAGCAUUUCUUGUUGUGCUACAGAAGCUUCUGAAGAUGUGGUUGUUUGGAGCGUCAGCGAUGAAUACUCAUCGGAGAGUAGCGUUACCGACAGCGACACGGACUUUGUCCUGUUACCCCGUACCUCAGCGGAGGGCGCUCCUAACAAUGAUUCCGUCGACAGCACCCUAGAGGAUAGUAUGCUGUCCAUUCCAUUCAAUCUAUUAUCAGUCAACAAAGUGGAGUAUGAAUGGGAUACGAACCAAGUCCACAAACCAAAUCAAAACGUGGAACAAAUCUUGAAUCCAGCAAUGGAGGCAAGAACCCCCAAUGGUUCAUAUGAAGACGCUUCAGCGUACAUCACGCAGUACCUGGAUGCCCCUGUGAAGGAGAACAAUCCUGGUGCGAAGCUCCUGCUUCUGCAGGCUCUUCUUGUCGAAUUCGGUAUUUCCAAACAGCUGCCCGCCAGCAUAUCAUCAGCAACAAAACUUCUGAAGGCCUCGCUACAUGUCAAUAUCAACGAUUAUGUAGCGAAGCGGGGGAAAAAUCAAGGCGAGCUACAACAGAUCAUGCAACCCAGCAAGAAAGCCCUACGUAAGGAUCUUCGCCGAAGUAGCCGUCGGAGCUCCCUGAAGUGGGUGAAGGAACAUGGACUAAACGUACUUCUAAUCGGCUUCUCUCACUAA